CAACAUAACUCCUACAGACAUCGUUGAAUAGUAAUUGGAUUUGGGAAGAAUAUCUUAUAUAUUUUCUUUUAGUGAGGUAACACAGGAGUAUUCUAUUUCCUUUCAAUUCAGGUUUGACUAUGUACCAACAACAGUACGGGUAUGGGAAUAACCAGGGUUAUCCUCAGCAAACAGGCUAUGCUGGGAAUAACUGGUCUACUCAGCCACAACCUCCUCCUCAGCAGCAGCAGCAGCAGCAGCAGCAGCAGCAGCAGCAGCAGCAGCAGUCAACACCAUCUCAAGGGCCACAAUACAAUCAUUUGCAAACUCAACCUACAGGUUAUGGCUUCGGAACUCAGAUAAACUCUCAACAGUCUCUUCCACCAUUGCCUGUUCAAUCACAAUUUAGUGCCCAGCAGACUGGUAAUUGGAAUCAGCUGCCAGUCCAGCAGCAACAACAAACACAACAAACGCAGCAGCAGCAGCAGCAACAGCCUCCUACGAGCUUUCAACCUCAACAGACUGGAAUGAUGCCGCAAAGAACCGGUUUCCAACCUUCUUUCCAAUCGCAACCAACUGAUGGUCAAGGCUUGAUGGCUCAAAGAACUAGUUAUUUGCAGCCGCAGCAGCAACAACAACAACAACCCAAUCAGCAGUUGAUGUCUCAAGCAACUGGCUGGAAUCAACAAGCGCCACCACUGACCAGUUUCCAGGCUCAACCAACCGGCGGGUUAUUAGAUCAGAGAACGGGUUACCAACAGCAAAACCAGCAACCACCAUUAACCAGCUUUUUGGCACAGCCUACGGGAACUCUGCUGAAUCAAAGAACUGGCUACCAGCAACCGUUAAUGUCGCAAACGACUGGCUGGAAUCAACAGCAGCAACAACCGGCAACCACUUUUGGUUCAAUGCCCUUGCAACCACAGGCUACGGGCUGGAAUACCAAUCCUUUGCAGCCUCAGCUUACAUCAGGUCAACCGUUGACUGCUCAGCCAACUGGUUUUAUUUCUUCAUUGACUAGCAUGGGCUCUCAAAAUAAUGAUUUGGUCUUACCAAACAUCAGACUUUCAUUCAUUACGGCAAGAGACCAAGAGAGAUUUGAAACUAUCUUCAGGAAUAAUGUUCCCAAGGGUGAGAACGCAAUGGACGGCAAUACUGCCAGAUCGAUAUUGAUGAAAUCUCAGCUAUCUGCUGUUCAACUGUCUCAAAUCUGGGAGUUGGCAGAUACCAACAAAUCGGGUUCUUUAAUGUUCCCAGAGUUUUGUGUUGCUUUACAUUUGGCAAACAUGUCAAAAAGAGGUCAAUCUGUUCCAUUUGAAUUACCUACCAAAAUCAAAAAUGAAGUCACCGGAUUUGUCGAUGCUAUUAAUUUUAACAUUGGAAUCAAAAAUGAUAGAUCGACCAACAACCCUAUAGCCCCACAGGCGACGGGUUACUCAUCUGCACCUUUGAAUGCUCAAAGAACCGGAUUGACACCUUUGACCGCCCAACAAACCGCUGGUCUGGUUCCCAUUCAACCAAGUGGUAUGUUGACAUCUCAACCUACCGGCUUUUUUUCUCAAAAGACUGGUGGCUUGAUGCCCCAACCAACUGGCACUGCUCCUCCAAUGACAAGUUUUAUGGCCCAGCAAACUGGUGGUUUAAUGCCUCAGACGACGGGUUUUCAACCACAGACGACUGGUUUUCAACCACAAACGACUGGUUUUCAACCACAGACGACUGGUUUUCAACCACAGACGACUGGCUUUCAACCACAGACGACUGGCUUUCAACCGCAAGCUACAGGUAUUAUGCCUCAACAAACCGGCCUUAUGCCUCAACGGACCGGUCUGUUUCCUCAGCAAACGGGUAUGUUAUCUCAGCAAACCGGUUUACAACCAAUGCCAACAGGCAAACCUGGUCAAUGGGGGUUUGUUUCAACCCCUACUGGCGGACUUCCAGGUUUAGACAUGAUGCAGUCCCAUUUUAUGCCUAAUGCGCAAUCCCAGUCAACUUUAUUACAAAACAGGAUGGGAGGCUCCUCUGCUUCAAACGUUACAUGGGCUAUAACUAAGCAGGAAAAGCUUAUUUAUGAUAAUAUUUUUAAACAAUGGGACAAAGAAAGAAAUGGUUUUGUCACUGGUGACGUUGCAAUUGGAGUUUUUACCAAAUCUGGUUUGAGUUUCGGUGAUUUGGAGAGAAUUUGGACUCUUUGUGAUCAAGGAAAUAAGGGAAAAUUGAACAGAGAUGAAUUUGCAGUUGCGAUGCAUUUGAUUUAUAGAAGAUUGAAUGGUUUUGAUAUUCCUAGCUAUUUACCACCAGAGCUUGUCCCUCCAUCUUCAAAAGUUCUUGAGAAUACAGUUGAUAGUAUUAAAGAUCAGUUAAAAAAGCAAGCGUCCAACGGUGGUGUUGGAAGUUCUAUGAAUGUUAAACCAGGUGUAAAUAGAUCUGGAACAACAUACAAAAACGAUGAUGAUUCUAUCAAUUAUGUCUCGAACUCAAGACACAGGAGAAGAUCAAAGGAGGAUGAAAAAUCCAGUGCUUUUUCCACAAAACUUUCAAUCAAUGAUUUGAAGAAACAGAUCCAUGAGAAAAAAAUUUUGCUGUCUGCACUUGAUGCUCAGGAUAAUGAUUUAUCUGUUGAUCAUGAAGAGCAGAAAACAUUGAACGAAAUUGAAUUACUUAAAACCAAAAUUAAAAGCCUACAAUCGGAGCUAAACUCUUCCAAUACCGGAAAUGUUGAUUCUAUUGAGGAGAAGGAACAAUUAAACGCCAAAUUAAACAAAUUUGCAGACAAAGUUCCCCAGCUGAUGGAUGCAAUUGGCCAGAUGGACGAUAAGCUCAAGGCAGCAAAAAUCGAAAUUUUCAGAUUGAAGUUACAGAAGGAAAAUCCUUCAGGUGUCGAAUUUAGAGGCACUGGCGCCAAUGGUGAAAUAACGGAAGCAGACAAAAGAAUCGCCAGACAGAAGGCAUUGUUGCAAGCUAAGAUGGCCAAGUUGACAGGCAAACCUGCACCUAACUUUGAUGCUUUUGAAGAUAACGAGGCUCAGUUAAAUGAAGAAAUUGUAAAAAUUAGCAAGGAUUUUGAUGAGCAAAAGGGUAUGGUGAAGGAUAUUUCAGCCUCGAUCAAGUCUUUAAUUUCUGAUGUUUCUGAUUCACUUAAUUUGACUAACUCCAUGUCUGUUGGACAUGUUAAAUGGGAAAAGAAAGAGGGUAUUCAAAGCCCAGAAGUCUCAGAGUUUAUUGAUUAUUUGAAUUCCACGAAGCCGGCUCACAAAACAUCAAUUUCGGCCCCAUCAUCGUUGUCGAAUCCUUAUCUAUCGAGUACAAGUGGUGGAGCUAAACAAUCCAAUUCGGUUUUGCCAAGUUCUCAAGAUACUAAAGUCGUUGCCGCCACUACUUCUGCUGAAAACUCGAAGCCAUCUUCAGGUUUAUCGGCUGCGGAAGAAAGGGCAAAAAGGAUUAAGGAAAAGGCCGAAAAAAGAAUGAACGAAAGGUUGGCGAAGAUGGGUAUUAAAAGAGAGAAGCCUACCCCAAAGAAUGGAAAUAUCGCAUCUGAGCAACAAGCACCAUCUCAGUCUCCAUCUCAGUCUCCAGCUCCAACACCAGCUCAAACUCAAGCUCAGCCACCAGUUGCUCGAAACGAAGUCCCACCUGCUCAACCUGCUCAAAAAGCGCCAGCUAAAUCUUCAGCACCACCGGCACCACCGGCACCACCGGCACCUCGUUCCACUGGGCCAACUCCACAAAGAGCGGCUAAGCCAUCUUCAUUUGAGAGCGACAGCAGUAGUGAGGAUGAGGAUGAUGACGAAUACAAGGCCUUACUGGAGCAGAAGAGAGAGAUGGAAAGACGUGAAAAGGCCAGAAAGGAGCGGAAGAAGCGUGAGAAGGAAGAGAGAUUGGCCAAACUGAAGGCAGAGAUGGCCGCCAUGAAAAAGGAAGAAGAACAAGAUUCGGAUGACAGCUGGGACGAACCUGCGAAGCAGACGGUUCCUGCACCUAAGGCAGUUGCAGUUGGAAACGUCCAGCCUCCUGUUUCUAACAACUCUAAAGAGGCAUCCAACCAUAGCAAUAAUCCAUUUGCAUCGAUGAUGGGUGCUCAGAGUACGGAUUUGAAGCCUGCUGCUUCACCAGUUGAGCAGAAGCAAGAGGCUAUUCAAGCACCAAGCUACAAUCCUUUUUCAAAGCUGCAGAAGAACAACUCUAACUCGACCAGCGAGGUUGCGUCGGUUGACCACGACAAGCUGAAGGCCCAACGAGCCUCUCAGAUGGGAACAGGGAAUGACGACGGCUGGUCUGACUCAGGCGACGAGGCUUCUGACGACGAGAUGCCAACAGCAACCAAGCAGGCGGAACUUGCAUCAAUGCUCUUUGGAGGGAAUUCUCAGCCGUCGAGAACAACUUCGUACGUCCCACCAGCACCAGCACCAACGCCAGCUGUGGAUGGCAUGUUUGAGAACACGGAAACAACCGAAGUGGAUCAACCAGCUUCGCAAGAACCUGUGGCUCCCGCCUUCCCACCGCCUCCCCACUCACCUGCUGCUGACGAACCGUCCCAGCCAGCUCCACCGACUUUAUCGCAACCGCCUAUUCCCGAUGCCAUUCCUCCAAUCCCUGUCGCUUCCCCUCCUGCACCGCUUUUGAGCAUGCCUCCGGUCUCCAACGAAGGCAGAGAAGACUCCGAAUUCUACGAUGCGAAGUCCGAGGAAUCAUCGUUCAUCGACCCAACACCACCGUCGUCUCCAGAAUCUGCGUUUACGGCACCACCACUCCCUACAAACGAGGUUCCUUUGUUGCCAUCUUCCGACGCUCCACCGCCGCCUCCGCUCGAUGCUCCGCCUCUUCCUACAAACCAGGCACCAGAACUUCCGUCUACAAUCCCACCACCACCACCACCUUUAACAUCGCCACCUGCGGCGCCGGAGUUGCCUUCUUUAGCUCCUCCUCCUCCUCCUCCUCCUGCGUUCUCUGCAGCACCAGUACCACCUCCUGCGCCGACUGGAGGAACCCCGAACAUCAACGCCCUCUUGGGCCAGAUCUCCCUGGGCACCUCGCUCAAGAAGGUUGACGAUAGUGAGAAACACAUCUCGUCGGGUGCCGUUGUCGGCAAAGUUGUCGAUUAGCAACCUACAUUGUCUAUUUACUCUCUUAUUUAUUUUUUUAACCCCAAUGUAUCUUUUUCUCCUGCCC
Molecule: messenger RNA, 5148 nt
Organism: Pichia membranifaciens NRRL Y-2026
Lineage: Eukaryota; Fungi; Ascomycota; Pichiomycetes; Pichiales; Pichiaceae
Exons: 1
Coding region: 120-5081 (1653 amino acids)
Biological process (GO): endocytosis; actin cortical patch assembly; endosomal transport
Cellular component (GO): mating projection tip; cytoplasm; plasma membrane
Molecular function (GO): calcium ion binding; protein binding
Source: RefSeq, a predicted model, not a curated record